AUGAUGCUCGCGGCGCGCAUUGCCCUCACUGCGGUGAGCGUUGCUCAGACACACUCAGAGCUGUACCCCGGGCUGGCCACCCUCGCCGCAUCUGAGCCGGAGCUCCAUGGCAAUGACGGCUUCUUCCUCGAGGCGGCAGACAGCGCCGACAGCGAUGGGGACGGCGCGACAGUAUGCACGAUGCUCCGCGCGCACCUUCGCCUCUUCCCAUGGCAGGCGCACGUCUGGGCCAGGCUGGGUGUGUGCCAGGUGAAGGCCGACGUGCCGCUAGUGGCUACGCGACGCAGCGAGGCUCACCCUCUCCGAAUGUCGCGGCAGGCCGCCGAGGCGUGCGCCGACUUGGACGGCGAGCCCCUGCCCCUGACACGCCAGGCGGCCUUCGACCUGUACACGUCUGCGGCGGAGGAGCAGGGCCCGGCGCCGGCGCGUGCUUCCUGCGCCACGACGCCAGUCGAGCGGCGAGCACUCGAGAGGCUGCGCGAGAGCGAGGCUGCUCUCGAGCUGGCAGAGUGGCUGGGCGGAGCAGCCAGCGCCACCGCCGCGCGGGAGGCAGUGCUGUCCCUCCUCGCCCCGCCCCGUCUGUGUGCGACCGACGCCCAGGCGCUCGCCGACGGCGGCACUGCGCUGGUUCGCGCCGCGAUCGCUGCACUCGCGGACCCCGACCGACUGACCGCCCCCGGCGGCCCGUUCCGCAAGCUGUGCACUGUCCCAAAUCUGGUGGUGCGUGUCGAAGGGUCGGGGCCAAGUGCGACGUCGCUGCGGCUGGCCCUCGCGGGUCUGCGGGUCUGCGGCGUCGUGACGCUGGUGAGCGACCCUCCCAUGAGCGGAGCGGCGCUCGAGAGGCUGCAGGCUAGCGUGGACGCCGAGUUUGCAGUGGAGAGCGGCAGCUGCCGUGGCGACGGGGACGUGUGCCUGGCCGCUUCGGCAGAUUCGGUUACGGACCGGCUCGCACCUCGCGACCGCGGCCGCCUCGAGCUCAAGCUGCCGGCGCGGCCGCCGUUCGUGCUCGACGCUCCGAUCGGCGGCGGCCCCUCGGCGCUCCGACAGGUUGUCGGCUUGAUGCUGAGGCACCGGCACGUGGAGCUCGACACCUUUUCGGUGGUGCGCGCGUCGCCCGGCUCGGCCGACCAGGUGUGGCACAUGGACGUUGACGACCUCUUUCGAGACGAUGCAAACUUCCAUCGCGAUGCAGCCGGCGCCAACCUGCCUCCUGCGGGGCUGGUCGCGAUGGUGCCUCUCACCAGCCUUGAGCUCGGCAAUGGCAGCAACGGGCCGACCGAGUUCAUCCCUGGGUCGCACCUCCGCUAUUCUCUCGGCGGCGCCGGCGAGAGCGGCUUGUGGUGGCCGUCCGCGGUCGACCUCCUCAACGGGCGACCGGUCGACCCCGCUGCGUCGCUGUCUGCCUCCUUGCUACAGCGCGGCGUGCGGGACCAGCGUGGAAGGCUCUCCACCCUGACCUUUGCCGCUCCUGCCGGCGCCACGGUCCUCUUUGACAUCCGGCUCGCGCACCGAGGCACCGCCAACCGCUCGCCCCGCCAUCGCGACGUGCUGUACCUGUCGGUCGCGCAGCGCUGGUUCGCGGACCGCGUCAAUUUCAACGAGCGGCAAACAGGCGCUUGGCACGCCCUCGACCCGGGUCUGCAGAGCCUGCUACGCCGCGUCGACCACGAGCAGUACGUGCACGACCUCGAGGCGGAGGUUGCCCAUCUGCGCGAGCUAUGCGGCGGCUCGCAGGCAGCCGUAUGA
Emiliania huxleyi CCMP1516 is the source of this 1746-nucleotide messenger RNA. RefSeq lists its product as hypothetical. Lineage: Eukaryota; Haptophyta; Isochrysidales; Noelaerhabdaceae. The record is from RefSeq and is a predicted model, not a curated record. The transcript is spliced from 2 exons. The coding region runs from base 1 to 1746 and encodes 581 amino acids.